AUGUCUGCUCACGAACCGCACGAUGAGGACAACAAUGUCCCCGAAGACGACGACGAGAUGUUCAACCCUGACGACAUGGAGGAGGAAUUCGAGGGCGAGGGAGAGGACAUGCCCAUGUCCGAUGAUGAAGAAGGAGGAGCCAUGGAGGAGAUUAUGCUGCAAAACGACAGCAUUGCACACUUUGACGGGCACAAGGACAGCAUUUUCUGCAUCGCACAACACCCAACGCAUCCACAACUUGUCGCAACCGGCGGCGGCGACGAUGUAGCCUACCUCUGGGACUGCUCUCCACCGCAAGCCCCUGUCCUACCUGCCUCGUACGAGAGCAACCCUCAGCCCGUCGAACGCCACAGCCAGGAACCCUACGUCAAGCUCGAGGGCCACACUGACUCGGUCAACGCACUUGCUUUCUCACUGCCUGACGGCAAGUUUGUCGCUACUGCUGGUCUGGACGGCAGACUCAAUGUCUACCGCACACCGCAACAACCACAAGCUGAGCCUGCAAAGGCUUUUGCCUCUGCCGCCGAGGUCGAGGAGAUCAACUGGCUGUCGCCCUGCCCUAACCCUACAUACCCCAACACCUUCGCUCUCGGCGCCAAUGACGGCAGUGUCUGGGUCUACACUGUCAACGAGCAGGAUGCCGCGUCGCCGCUCACAAUCGUGCAAGCAUUCUACCUUCACACUGCUUCGUGUACUGCUGGUGCAUGGACGCCCGACGGCAAGCUUUUGUGCACUGUUUCUGAGGACUCGAGCUUGUACGUCUGGGACGUGUUUGGUGAUGCCGCAGCCGCUGGUCUUGCAAACCCUUCUGGUCAGGCUGUUGUUGGUCUGACUGGAGAUGACGAGCGUUUCCUUGUCGAUGGUGGUCUGUACAGUGUGGCUGUCUCACCUGGCGGUGCUCUUGUCGCUGUAGGAGGUGCCGAGGGUCAGAUCCGCGUGGUUGGUCUGCCUCGUCUCUCUAUGCCUGCAGGCCAAUCUGUCACUUCGGGAGCAAAGGGUGCUGGCGCUCGUGGCAAGGCUGGUGGUGGCAAGCAAUCUGGCGGUCCUCGUGGCGGUCAAUCAAGCGCUGCAGCUGGACAAUCUGGUGUCAUUCUCGCCUCGCUCGCUGCCCAAUCUGAUGGUAUCGAGACUCUGUCAUUCGCACAACCACCGUUGACUCUUCUGGCUGCCGGUAGUGUGGACGGCAGUAUCGCCCUCUUCGACGUCGCACACAACUUUGCCAUUCGCAGACACAUCAAGGACGCACAUGAGGAGGAGGCAGUCAUCAAGGUCGAAUUCGUCAAUGCAGGACAAGGUGGAAACAACUGGAUGCUCACAUCUUGCGGCAACGAUGGUGUUGUGAGGAGAUGGGACGUCAGAGGUGGUACUGCCGCUGCUAACGGCGGUUUGAGUGGAGAGUGGAGAGGCCACAGAGGUGGCGGUGAGGGCGGUGGUGUUAUGGGCUUUGUUCAGGGUGGCGGUGGUAGAGCUAUUGUUACCGCUGGUGAUGACAGCGUUUCGCUCGUCUUCAAUGCACCUCCGCAAUAA
Aureobasidium melanogenum CBS 110374 is the source of this 1527-nucleotide messenger RNA. Its product is annotated as WD40 repeat-like protein. Lineage: Eukaryota; Fungi; Ascomycota; Dothideomycetes; Dothideales; Saccotheciaceae. Gene Ontology annotation, molecular function: protein binding. The coding region runs from base 1 to 1527 and encodes 508 amino acids. The transcript has a single exon. The record is from RefSeq and is a predicted model, not a curated record.